AUGAACUGUUUCUUCUUCAAAAACAAAUCAAAAUCCCACCCAGAACUCCCAAAGGGAUGGAAGAAGAAAAAUCAGGUGGUGAAUGGAGCACCUAAAUCCCCCAGCACGGUACCGUCACCGAGGAGUAUAAAAGAAUUGUACAAAGAGAAGAAGCAGAAUUUCAGAAUCUUCAGUUUGAAAGAGCUGGUAGAUGCAACAAAUGGUUUCAAUAGGAUGCUCAAGAUUGGAGAAGGUGGUUUUGGGAAAGUAUAUAGAGGAACAAUUAGUCCUCACCCUGAAGAUGGAGUUGAUCCAACUGUGGUCGCAAUAAAAAAACUUAACACGCGUGGCUUACAGGGGCAUAAAGAAUGGCUUGCAGAGGUUCAAUUUCUGGGCGUUGUUAACCACCCUAAUUUGGUUAAACUUCUGGGAUACUGUUCUAUAGACAGUGAAAGAGGAAUCCAAAGGUUGUUGGUGUAUGAGUACAUGCCUAACAGGAGUCUGGAAGAUCAUCUUUUCAGUUUUUCUUUACCUCCUUUGCCUUGGCCAACAAGAUUGAAGAUCAUGCUCGGUGCUGCUCAAGGAUUGUAUUAUCUACAUAACGGAUUGGAGAUUCAGGUGAUCUACCGAGAUUUCAAAUCUUCAAAUGUGUUAUUGGACAAGCAAUUUCAUCCCAAACUGUCAGAUUUUGGUCUUGCUAGGGAGGGCCCAGCAGGUGAUAAGACUCACGUAUCUACAGCGGUAGUGGGGACACAGGGAUAUGCUGCCCCAGAGUAUGUUGAGACGGGUCAUCUCAAAGUCCAGAGUGAUAUUUGGAGUUUUGGUGUGGUGCUUUAUGAGAUCCUCACAGGGAGACGUGUAUUGAAUAGAAACCGUCCAAUAGGGGAACAAAAGCUUAUAGAAUGGGUUAAAAAUUAUCCUGCUAACAGUAGCAGGUUCAACACGAUAAUUGACCCACGUCUCAAGAACCAAUAUUCUCUUGGUGCAGCUCGGAAAGUAGCCACGUUGGCAGAUUGCUGCUUGAACAAGAAUCCUGAUGAUAGACCCUCGAUGAGUCAGAUAGUGGAAAGCUUGAAGCAAGCAUUGGAGGAUUCAGAAACCAAAAACACUUCCCCCAGUAUGAAUUCUAAAUCCACACAAUCUAAAUUGUUUGAACAUAUUGGAAGGUUGGAACAAACAAACGAUUUCACGUGA
Sphenostylis stenocarpa is the source of this 1173-nucleotide messenger RNA. Lineage: Eukaryota; Viridiplantae; Streptophyta; Magnoliopsida; Fabales; Fabaceae. The record is from the annotation of a GenBank genome assembly.